UUUGAGAAAUAUGUUUGUAAUAUUCGAGAAUAUGUUCACGAAACAUAUAAAGAUCGUGCAAUUAUUGCUUUUGUACUGUGUCGUCGUACAAAGUUACGUUAUACCUGAAAAUAGAUCGCUGAGAAAAGAUGCUAAUUCCUUUCAAGACUUAUGUAAUGAUAUUGAUGAGGAAAAUGUAACCCUGAAAUUGAGGAUUAAAUUCAGGACCAAUCUAUACUCUUUCUUUUGGUUAGCAUAUAAGUGGAGCAGUUCUUUACCCUAUCAUUCAAACGGAGGAAGAUCUUUUAAUCUGGAGCAUUCACUGGAAGAUGAAAAUUCAGUGCUUGUAGAAGAAAGCGAUUAUAGAAUAAAAGAUCGAGAGAUAACCGCCGACGACAUUAUACAGUACAUUGAGGUUAUCACGUCCUCGUUAGACGAUUUUCGUGAAAAUGUAAUUGUAAAGGAUGCUGUUACUGAAUCCUCCCCUAACUUGAGCAAAGAUAUCGAGAUACACCUAACACGAUUCGUAAUAAUGGUAUAUCAAUGGUCCUUCGAUGUAAUGACUCUAAAUAUUCUUGAUAAUUCAUAUCACGAGCGUUUCGUAAAUAUGCGAAACAGCUGUAUAUCUCAACUUAAGAACUACACACUGGCAGAUCGUUUAGUAAAUUCUUCCGAUAUCAUAAGUGAGAUUAAAAUAAUCGUAAACAAGGUAAAUGAAGAACCAAAGAAAUUAUCCGAGGAAAAGAAAUUAUCGGAUAUGGCCUACGCUCUCUUAAUUCUGAUUACAUCGAUCGAAUCAGAAUUAGAUGAGAGACUAAAAUUUGAGGAAAAUAUAAUAUCGACACGUCUCAAUAACGAACUAUUCAGGUUCCAAUUUAUUGCAUAUACAUGGGUCCUUCAUAUACGUUAUCCGAAUAUUUUUAAGAAUUCUGUCAAUAAGAACUCCCAGUCUCCACUAGAAGAUCAGUCUUCAAGGCCAAUGGGAAAAAAUGAUAACAGACCGACAGAUCAGGAGAAUAACACCGCAGAUGUUUUGGAGCAUGAGAAUAAGUCAUCGACGAUCGAAGGCAUCGAUGUUUCUACUAAAUGCAAAUUCAAACAAACCAUACGUCACACAUUAGAAAUGCAGCUAUUCAUUUUCACACAGAUAACACAUGAGUGGUUAUCUGAUUUUCUUAUAUACGGUUCAAAUACCGCUAGAGGAAGAUCUUUUAAUGACUUUCAGCUUCCACUGGAUGAACAGUCUUUCUCAUUGCCCAUGGAAGAUAAGGAAAUAACCAUUAAGGACUUCAUGGACAACGUUAAAUUGACUAAACGUCAAAUAAACGAAAACUUAAAAGCAGUAAAGGAAAUUAUAAUGAACAAAGAUAACGAUUUCCUCCAAACAUUACGGAAUCUCAAGAAUCAUACACAUCAUAAAAGAUCUGCCAUUGAAAACCACACAGAAGAACUCAAGUUCUUACAAGCCGUUCGAUUAGAGUACAUAAUGGUGAUAUAUCGGUGGCUUUCUAAUAUGAUAAUUUCCACUAUCAUUGGCGAAACGUCUCUCGGUGAUUUCCUUCCACAUCUAUUGAAAUGUCAACGUACAUUCCCCGUGAAAAAUAUUACUACGGAAAUAAUAGAGUUUCAGGAAAUAAGUCAGGAAAUCAUUUAUCUCACCAAGUUGCUCCAGGCAACUGCCUCCGAAAUUUGAAGACACUUAUACAACACAACUGGCGACAAAAAUAAUAUAUUCUUUAAACAAUUUAAACAUAAUAAUUUCU
Trachymyrmex septentrionalis is the source of this 1742-nucleotide messenger RNA. RefSeq lists its product as uncharacterized. NCBI's taxonomy places the organism in Eukaryota, Metazoa, Arthropoda, Insecta, Hymenoptera, Formicidae. The transcript is spliced from 7 exons. The record is from RefSeq and is a predicted model, not a curated record. The coding region runs from base 11 to 1672 and encodes 553 amino acids.